AUGAAGCUGGAUGCUAGGUCAUCGCCAGCCAUGUUAGACCUUCGGAUGAACUACCGGAACCUUCUGAACGAAUUCAAGGUUCACAAUGGCAAGAUCGUGUCCAAUCAGUUUGCCCUGAUGAAGCCGAGACCGAAAGCCACCUUGAACAAGCCGAAGGCGCUGGCAUACCCUGAUGGUGUUGACAAGGUGCUCUUCCGCAAAGUCGCCCAGAUGCGCGCGCGCUCCCAGGAGGACGGCCUUGGACCUUUGUCGCCAAAGAGCGCGCGGGGUGGGGAUGAUGACCUGGGCCCGCAAGAGGAGGAUCUGGAGGAGGACGGCAGCCCACGGAGCAAGCCGGAUCCAACCCUGCAGAAGGAGGUACGGGAGAUUGCGCGGAAUGCAAAAGUUCAGGCCACGCAUGCUUCAAUGGAGUAUCCUCCAAACAGUGGGAACGGUCUGCCCAUUGAUCGUCUCCCUCGCGCCUUGGAGGCUCUGAGCUACUUGAGCCCAGACCCCAAGCGCAUCGAGGACUCCCUCCAGACUUUGUUGUACCGAAGUUCCAUGGACCAGCCGCUGGCGCUCGAUGAGUUUGCUGUGGUUAUCCACCACUUCGAGGUGCAUCGCGCGCAGCAGAUCAAGGCGCAGUUUGAGCAGCUGGAUGAAGAUGGUUCAGGGUCGAUCGAUAAGUCGGAGCUUCGCCGACUGUUGUGGGACACUGGCUAUUCUGUAAACAGGGAGACCUUGGACGAGAUUUUCGAGGAGGUGGACCGGGAUAGGUCUGGCACAGUGGAGUUGCGAGAGUUCGAGCUGGUCUUGAAGAUCGUCUAUGACCGCUUCGGCUUCUCCCGAACUGAGGUCAAGGCCUUCUACACGCUCUUUGAUCGCUAUGAUGCAGAUCUUUCAGGUGAGCUCUCUGCAGAUGAGCUUGCGGGCGCUCUAGGGUGGUGCGGCCACCCCACGAGCAUAGCAGAGGCCCGUGACAUCAUCGAGCGGUACCUCGAGAAGUCCAUCCAAAGCAUCAGUCGGCCGGAGUUCCUUCGCAUCAUGAGGUGCGUGGCCGAAGAGGAGAUAGAAGAGUUCCGGGCUCUCUUUGCAGCCAUGGAUGACGAUGACUCCGGCUUCCUGGACAUGCAACGGGCUCAGGGCGCCAAGGGUGGGAGGCAGGAGCUGUCGGAGCUCUUCUUCAAGUUGGGCUACACUAUCCACUCCUCCGUCAUCGAAGAGGCUGUGGAGAGCCUCUUCCCCUCAGGGGCCGAGGAUGGAAUUAUCUUCGAGGAUUGCGUGCACGUCCUGGCCUAUAUCCGAGCCAAUGAGGGCUUCUCGAAGGAUGAGGCAAGCUGGAGCAGAUGUGGUGGAAACAAUUUGAGGAUCAAGCGAGGGGCAUUGUGA
This is a messenger RNA of Symbiodinium pilosum, 1368 nucleotides long. NCBI's taxonomy places the organism in Eukaryota, Dinophyceae, Suessiales, Symbiodiniaceae. The record is from the annotation of a GenBank genome assembly.